This is a messenger RNA of Camellia sinensis, 3028 nucleotides long. The record is from RefSeq and is a predicted model, not a curated record. Lineage: Eukaryota; Viridiplantae; Streptophyta; Magnoliopsida; Ericales; Theaceae.
GGAUUUGACCAAAGAAAAGAGAGCUCACUCUCUCUCUCUCUCUUUCUCUCUCUGCGUGCUUUGAUGUGGUGUGGGAUUUCCUUUUCAACAUUGAAGGCAGAGCGAACUAAGACACAGUCGAGGCUGCGCCUAACCGUGCGUGUGGUCCGGUUUGUAUUGGCUGAAAAAAACCCAGACCAGACUCUCUACUAUCUUCUCACAGAUCCAGCUCACCACCCCUAUCUUUGUCUCUUCUUUGUAUUCAAAUAUAGGUAUGUAUGUUGGAGGAUUCAAAUUUCUAAUCAAACCCAUGAUUUUGGUUUAGGUGGCCUUUGAUUUUGGGCAUAGAGCUUGCUUUGUGACUAGUCUGUCUAUUUUGGGUUCUUGUGCUAUUUGUUAUUUGCAAUUUUCUUUUGGGUUUGUUCUGUUUCAUUUGUUUGCAGUUUCUGUGUGAAUUCCAGUGGAUUUUCAGUGAUGGUUGGAAGUGGGUACUGUGCUAAGAUUUUUAGAAUGUGGGGUGGUUAAGAUUUUUGGGUUCAGCCUGGCAUGAUUUAAACACCCAAUAAAGUGUGCAGAUCAAUCAUUUGAUUAAUUGAUUGAGGAAGGCUUUGAUUUGCUACCAUUGAAUUCAGUCAAAAAGGUUCUUUUAAGGCAUUUAGAAAUGCUUCAGAUUUUUGGAUUGUGUAUGGAAGUCUUGAAACAGUUGUGAACUACUAAUAUUUGGCAUUGCUGAUGCAAUGGGUGGGAUUUGCUCAAGGAGAUCCACUGAAGAUGUUUCAACCGGUGGAAGCUUUCCACAUGUUAAUGGCCAUUUGAACUAUGGUUCUGGAAUGGUUUACCAGUCUCGGGGAGUGGCUGCCGAUGACAAUAGCAACUCAAUGCCAUCUCCAGCAGGGGAAACCGCGGAUAAGCGAUUGGGGGAACCCUAUUCAUUGGCGGAGGCGAAUAUGAUUGCCAAUGGGAUGCGUCCAGAUGAUGAUAUCAGUGAUGGGAUUCCUCGGUUGUCUAGGGCUAUGUCAAACAAAUCAAGAUCAACAAAGUCUAGGCAGGCUGCUGUUGCAAAGGUUUCAGAAGUGAGUUCACUUCUGGGAAGAGCAGGUUCUGCUGGCUUUGGGAAGGCAGUAGAAGUUUUGGAUACACUUGGUAGUAGCAUGACAAAUUUGAACGCUAGCAGUGGUUUUGUUUCGGGAGUGACAACAAGGGGAAACAAAAUUUCAAUUCUAGCUUUUGAAGUUGCAAACACAGUUGUUAAGGGUGCAAAUCUUAUGCAAUCCCUUUCAAAGGAAAGUAUUAAACAUUUGAAAGAGGUGGUGCUUCCCUCGGAAGGCGUGCAACGUUUAAUUUCAAAAGAUAUGGAGGAACUCCUAAGAAUUGCUGCAACUGACAAGAGGGACGAAUUGAAAGUUUUCUCCGGAGAAGUGGUUCGUUUUGGAAAUCGUUGUAAAGAUCCUCAGUGGCACAACUUGGACCGUUAUUUUGAGAAGUUGGGAUCAGAACUUAUACCCCAAAAACAAUUGAAAGAAGAAGCAGAAACUGUGAUGCAGCAAUUGAUGACCUUAGUUCAAUAUACAGCAGAAUUGUAUCAUGAGUUGCAUGCCUUGGACAGAUUUGAACAAGAUUAUCGGCGUAAGCUUCAGGAAGAGGAUAACUCAAAUGCAGCUCAAAAGGGAGACGGCCUCGCAAUCUUAAGGGCAGAGUUGAAGAGUCAAAGGAAGCAUGUCAGAAGUUUGAAAAAGAAAUCACUCUGGUCAAAGAUUUUGGAAGAGGUAAUGGAGAAACUAGUGGACAUUGUCCAUUUCUUACAUUUGGAGAUCCAUGAAGCUUUUGGUAAUGCUGAUGGAGGUAGACCAGUGAAAAGCAAUAAUCAGAAAUUGGGAUCUGCUGGUCUUGCAUUGCAUUAUGCAAAUAUUGUUACUCAACUUGAUACACUCGUAACCCGAUCAAGCUCUGUGCCUCCAAAUACAAGGGACUCUUUGUAUCAAGGACUGCCUCCUAGAAUCAAGUCAGCUUUGCGCUCCAAGUUGCAGUCGUUUCAGCUUACGGAAGAGCUUACUGUUCCACAAAUCAAAGCUGAAAUGGAGAAAACGUUGCAGUGGCUUGUUCCCAUAGCCACAAACACAACCAAAGCACAUCACGGCUUUGGUUGGGUUGGAGAAUGGGCAAAUAAUGGGUCCGACGUGAACAAGAAGCCCACUGGCCAGACCGACUUAAUCCGAGUUGAAACACUACAUCACGCCGAUAAGGACAAAACCGAAGCUUAUAUUCUUGAAUUGGUGGUGUGGCUUCACCAUCUUGUUAGCCAAUCAAGGGUUGCCACCAAUGGUGGAUUCAGGUCCCCUAUCAAAUCCCCAAUGCGCUCUCCCAAUCAGAAGACGAUGAUUCAAUUGUCCACGCACAAGUCCGGCUCUUCUCCAUUGCCCUCGUUGACGAUCGAAGAUCAAGAGAUGCUUCGUGAUGUAAGUAAGAGGAAAUUGACACCUGGAAUAAGUAAGAGUCAAGAAUUUGACACAUCGAAAAUCAGGUUAAGCAAGCAUCACAGGCUGAGUAAGAGUAUCAGCCACUCCCCGGCAAGUGAAACAAAGAAGGAACCUAUCGUCAGAAGGCUGUCAUCAGUCCCUGUCUUUGACUUUGAUAUCGAUCGCAUCAAGGCCUUGGAUGUCAUUGAUCGAGUGGACACAAUUCGAAGCGUAUAACAUUAUGAUGGUGCCCUUUUUAUUUUUUUGGUUUUUUUGUGACUAAAUUGUGAGGAAGAUGGCAUGUGAAAUAGGGUAGCAGAUGAUGAGUGAUGUAAGCCAAUAGUGUUUUGCAUGUGAAUUUACAAAAUGAUCCUUGGGUGAAAUGUUAGUUGGAGAGGGGUUUUGAUUGUUGUUGAGAGAUGGAUUGUAUGUGAAGCUGGGUAGUUUUCACCAGUGUUCUAUGAAUGUACAGAAUGCUCUACAAUCUUUCUCAAUAAUUUGAUAGUCAUGUUUAAGAGGGAUUGGAAGGGGUGACUUUCUUAUUUGAGGUGAACUAGGGCUACAAAUGGUGAAUAAUUUUUUCGAAGAGAAGU